Tremella mesenterica DSM 1558 is the source of this 1697-nucleotide messenger RNA. RefSeq lists its product as uncharacterized. Gene Ontology annotation, molecular function: L-arginine transmembrane transporter activity; L-serine transmembrane transporter activity; L-lysine transmembrane transporter activity. The transcript has 9 exons. Gene Ontology annotation, cellular component: fungal-type vacuole membrane. Gene Ontology annotation, biological process: amino acid transmembrane transport. Lineage: Eukaryota; Fungi; Basidiomycota; Tremellomycetes; Tremellales; Tremellaceae. The record is from RefSeq and is a predicted model, not a curated record. Bases 52 to 1545 code for a protein of 497 amino acids.
GUGGUGUAGCGUAUCCAGUCUACCAACAUUAGCUAUCAACUUCAAAAAAUCAUGUCUCAACCACAAUAUGGUACCUCUUCACCAGCUCCAGCUUCAGCCUACAACAAUUUCAUAUCCCCCGCUCGCUCACGCCGUUCACAUCGUUCAGCUCGGUCGGCCCGUUCUAUAGCUCAAUCUCAAGGUUCAGCUACGAUCAUAUCCUCAAUCUCUAAUCUCGCCAAUACUAUAAUAGGAGCUGGAGCUCUCGCUUUUCCUUCCGCCUUCGCCACAAUGGGUAUCAUACCGGGAGUUGUGUCGUGUGCUUUUUGCGGUAUCACCUCUUUCUUUGGUUUGUACCUCCUGAGUCGAUGUGCUACCAUUGUGGGACGACAGCCAGGUCACGAGAUGAAGAAGGCGAGUUUCAACGAGGUGGCAAAGAUAGCUUUUGGGAAAGGUUGGGCUACGAGGGUGUUUGAUUUGGCGAUAGCGAUCAAGUGCUUUGGAGUAUCCGUCUCAUAUCUUAUAAUAUGUAAAACCUUACUUCCUCAAGUAUUUGCCACCUUGGCGAACAUUUUUCGUCAUCCUUUGUCCGACGAUUCGCUGUUGUUGCCACAAGAUUUCUGGCUGGUCGCCUCCAUGGUAGUCAUUGCGCCUUUAUCAUUCCUCAAAACGCUUGACGCGUUACGCUUCACCAGUCAAAUCGCAUUGGGCACAGUCGUUUACCUUCUCAUCGUGGUAGUAUCAUGGUACAUCUUCAAGGGAGCCAGUCCGUCCAGAGGAGAGGUUGUGCUUGCUCGAUUUAGUUCCAACACAUUAGCCAGCUUUCCUGUGCAAAUCUUUGCCUACACCUGUUCACAAAAUUUAUUUCCUAUCUACAAUGAACUGAAGGACAAAACUCAACAAAGAAUGAACGUUGUCACUGGAGCCUCGAUUGGUUUAGCCACGGCCGUUUACGAAGCUCUUGGUGUCAUCGGAUAUCUCACAUUCGGCAGUAAAGUGGGAUCCAACAUUAUCGCCAUGUAUCCUCCUACAUCCUUCCCCAUCGCUCUCGGUCGAUUAGGUAUCGUACUCCUAGUAGGACUGUCUUAUCCUCUGCAAUGCUUACCCUGUCGGAUAUGCGUGUAUCAAAUGACAUCCGGGAUAAUCAAACCUAAACCUGAGCCAUCGUACGAUAUACCAGAUUCGGACGAGGAUAGUGAGGCAGAGGCGGAGGAAGAUCCAUUGGUACCGAAAGAUGAUGAUGAGGAGGAAGAGGACGUGGAAGACUUGGCACAUGGAGGUGCGAUAGAGAUGAGGAGAUGGAAAUUUAUUGGUAUCACCAUGGGAAUAUUGAGUUUAGGUUUCAUCAUUGCUUUACUAGUGGAUGAGUUAGAAGUUGUCCUUGGAUUUGUAGGAUCAACAGGAUCUACCAUAAUAUCUUUUAUCCUUCCUGGUUUCUUCUACUUCAAGCUAUUCCGAAGAGAAGCAGGAUUGACCAAAUGGUUCGCCCUCGCGCUGGCUAUUUACGGAGUAGCAGUGAUGAUCUUCUGUCUUGCGUUCAACAUACUUCGACUGCGAUCAUCAUGAACCAUCGUAGAAGUGACAUGCUGCAGGAUCACAACUGUGCCCAAAUUUGUACAAGUACGAACAUUCAUACACUACAUCCUUGUUUCCCUUCAUUGGUUGUUCCUUUUGGAUGUUGCACGUAGAGUAGGCGUCAUGCAGAUCGUGCUCCAUCU